This is a messenger RNA of Theileria parva strain Muguga, 2359 nucleotides long. Its product is annotated as putative integral membrane protein. The coding region runs from base 76 to 2325 and encodes 749 amino acids. The record is from RefSeq and is a predicted model, not a curated record. The transcript has a single exon. Lineage: Eukaryota; Apicomplexa; Aconoidasida; Piroplasmida; Theileriidae.
GUUUACUAUACAAGGUUCACACGUGAUUAUUAUGUUAUUAACAUAUAAUUUAUAUUUGCAUAAAAAUAAUUUAUUAUGUACAUUAUUUUCAUUUCUGUCAUUUGCGUGGUCUUAAAAAAUUCAUAUUGUGUUAAUUAUUACGCCGGAUUUACCUUUAAUUAUUCCGACAUCGACUCCCAUGUGCCAAUACUCGGUUCUUUCUACAAUAAGUUAUAUUUCUUUUAUUCCAACACCUUGGUGAAUAAUGGAGAAAAGAAAUUUGACUACACAUACCACCAAUUGGACAAUAUACACUCCGGAUUGUCAUUGUUUACUGAUUCUGUGUAUGAUUUAGAUAAGAUUCCUGGUAGUACAAAGAAUAAACACUUGCUAGGAACCUUGGAAUCAUGGUGUUACACAUUAACAUUAUUCUUAUUCUAUCCCAAGUUUUCAAACGACAUCGCAUACAAGGAUGGUAAUGUAUAUAAUCACCUGUUUGACAGGUGUAUGAAUUUAAACAGCAAUUUUACAAAUUAUAGGAAGGAUUUCGAUUUCGUAGAGUUUUUAAAUAAUACAGACACUAAACUUGAUGACAUUUAUUUAUUCGAGAAGUUCUCUCGAAUGUGCCCUAGGCCGUGUUACUUGGAUAAAGAUAAGCUGGGAAAUUGUAACCCUAGUUCAAAAUUUUCUGACCUUGAGCUGCUAAAUGAGUUUGUUUCAAACCCGAAAUGUUAUAUUAACGAUUUUUUAUCCUACGAAUGUAUUCCAUACUCUUUCCUUAAGAGGAAAACGGUAAACUCAUUUAAGUCUCUGUUGAACCCAGACUCUAAUAUUCACGUUUAUUCAAACAAGUAUUCUUAUUUGUACAUGCCAAAGAGAGAUGAGCUCCAGCUUUCAAUGGAUGACUUAUCGUAUCAAAUGUUUCUGAAACUUGUGAGAAACUGUAACACCAAAAACUGUAUUGAAAUCAAGGAUCUUUUCACUACAAUGACACUAAAAAAUUUUAUGGUAAAGUUUCUGGUUGGAGAAAUUGACUUGAAUUCUAAAAAUCCUAAUGAAAAGUUCAAAAUUUCAUUUGGUUUAACAUUCUACGUAGACGAAUUUAGAUCUAAGAAUGUUAACCACGUCUUUGAUUUUCUCAUCAAAAAUGUCGAUUUUGACGUUCUUUAUGAUGUUCUUCUGGGACCACAACCUUUACAAGUGAAUAAUGAAGAAAAUGAAAAGCCCCCCGAGGAAAAGCCCAAAUCAUUCAAGGAAAGAUAUAAUAAAUACAUACACGAUAAACUUAACAAAAAAGUAAUAGAGACAAAACCUAAACCACCAAUCUCAGAUUUUUUCUCUAAUAAAUUUGAAUUUCUGAACAUGACUGGCUACGGCCAACACAGAGAAGUUACCUUCUCAAUGGAACUGAACACUGAACUUUUGAAAAGGUUAAAGCCAAUUAAUUCAAAGUACUACUUUAAACUCACACACAUGCUUGAUACAAGUGUUUACAUAGACAAUGAUGAACUUCACGGAUUAUUUAACCUUCUUAAAGAUGAAGUUGACGCACUUGACCUACCCACUAAUCAUGUUUUGGAGGAAAACGGAGUUGGUAAAGUUGUUUUAAAGGCCCUUAAGACUCCAUUCAUUGAUAUUGAGCAGCCUGAGAUGAACUCAUCCCCUGUAAUUUAUAACGGGUACGUCGUUCUGGACGAAUCUGUUUUGAAUUUAAGGAGGCUUACCAUUACUCUUACCCUAAACUUACACACGAGAUACAUGCAUAUGAUAAAGGCCACAACCCCCGAACUGUUUAAAGUUGACAAUUUUAGGAUUCUAAGGAACCAAAUAGGCACAGAUUACUCAUUAUCCAUAAUUUCCCAGCCCAAACUAUACAUUUUGAAUCCCUUUACCCCCUUUGAGAAUGUGUCUCUCCAUAGAUCCUAUUUAAGGUACCUGAGAUUCCUAAGGGAUAUAUCGUUCACAAGGUUUUCCAGCUCUGACAAUGGAAAUAAAGAGAAUGGAUUAAAUCAGCCUGAGAACACUUGGGUUCCAGUUUUUUUCACCCAGUGUAAUAACGUUGGAGUCUCUGCUAAACUAUGCCAAGGAUACAGAACAGGUCUGGCAAUUUCAACGAAGGUUAUAAACACAUUCUUUUGCAAUCCUAUAAUAAGGGAGAUAGGAGGAGAUGUCAUUGACUCAAGCUGUUACAUGUUUUUUUCAGUUCCAGUUGGGAAUCAAAAUGAAUACCCCUUCAUAAAAAACGUGACUCUCUUCACCUUGCUGGUAUCCUGCAUAGGAUCUCUGAUCAUGGUACUGAGGUACAUAGAUGAAACUCUUAAAAAUGCAGAAUAUACGACUAAAUAAGGCGCAGUUUAAAGAAUAAACUUGUAUAGAUACA